Messenger RNA from Schistocerca nitens (vagrant locust), 10459 nucleotides. RefSeq names its product talin-1 (gene rhea). Gene Ontology annotation, cellular component: cytoskeleton; ruffle; focal adhesion. Gene Ontology annotation, molecular function: actin filament binding; structural constituent of cytoskeleton; integrin binding. NCBI's taxonomy places the organism in Eukaryota, Metazoa, Arthropoda, Insecta, Orthoptera, Acrididae. Bases 107 to 8410 code for a protein of 2767 amino acids. The transcript has 45 exons. The record is from RefSeq and is a predicted model, not a curated record. Gene Ontology annotation, biological process: cell-cell adhesion.
GUGUGAGAGACGUAUCGCAGGGCGUGUGCGUCGAACGUACGAGUAGCUGAUGUGACGACACUCUUCUGCCCUGAUAAUCGAAAGGGAACACUCGAGUGAGGAGACCAUGGCCACACUAUCACUGCGAAUCAGCAUUGUCGACAAAAAUGUUACGAAGACUAUGCAAUUUGACCCAACAACUACAGUUUAUGAUGCCUGCCGGAUAAUAAGGGAAAAAAUAUCUGAAGCCAACCAGGGGCAGCCAAAAGAUUAUGGUCUUUUCUUAGCAGAUGAAGAUGCUAAGAAAGGAGUGUGGUUGGAACCGGGAAGAAACUUGGAGUAUUAUAUUUUGAGGAAUGGUGAUCUGUUAGAAUAUCGAAAGAAGCUACGAACUCUCCGUGUCAGGAUGCUGGAUGGUACAGUGAAGACAUUACUGGUGGAUGACAGCCAACCAGUAGUGAAUUUAAUGGUUGUUAUUUGCACAAAGAUUGGAAUUACCAAUCAUGAUGAAUACAGUCUUGUUAGAGAGAACCAGGAGGAAGAGCUAGAAAAUAAACCAAAUUUUGGAACCCUUACUUUGAAACGAAAGAAAGAGGAAAAGGAACGCGAUGCCAAAAUGGACCAACUGAGGAAGAAGCUUAAAACAGAUGAUGAAGUGAACUGGAUUGAUCCUUCUAAAACACUUCGUGAACAAGGUAUUGACGAAGGUGAGACUGUCCUCCUGCGACGUAAGUUCUUUUUCUCAGAUCAAAAUAUUGAUUCGAGAGAUCCAGUACAAUUGAACCUUUUAUAUGUCCAAGCAAGAGAUGCAAUGUUGGACGGAACACACCCUGUGACUCAAGAUAAAGCAUGUGAGUUUGCUGGUAUUCAGUGUCAAAUACAGUUUGGUGAUCAUAAUGAGAAUAGGCAUCGUCCAGGAUUUCUUGAUUUGAAAGAAUUUUUACCACAGUCGUAUGUUAAAGUUAAAGGUAUUGAAAAGAAGGUUUUCUCUGAACACAAGAAACAUAUUGGAUUAUCUGAACUUGAUGCUAAAGUGCUAUACACUAAAACAGCUCGUUCUCUUCCCACUUACGGUGUAACAUUCUUCCUUGUAAAGGAGAAAAUGAAAGGCAAGAACAAAUUGGUGCCUCGACUUUUGGGUGUGACAAAAGAUUCUGUACUGCGCUUGGAUGAAAAAACUAAGGAGAUUCUGAAGACAUGGCCACUGACUACUGUCAGGCGCUGGGGUGCAUCUCCAAAUACUUUCACUCUUGAUUUUGGUGAUUACUCUGAUCAGUACUACUGUGUUCAAACCACUGAGGCUGAACAGAUUUUACAGCUCAUCUCAGGAUACAUUGAUAUAAUUCUCAAAAAGAAGCAGUCAAAAGACCAUUUUGGCAUUGAGGGUGAUGAAGGUUCAACCAUGGUUGAAGACAGUGUUUCUCCACUGAAGGCUACUAUCCUGCAGCAUGAGACAAACCGUGUUGUUAAAGUUAACACUGAAUCCUUGGCUAAACCUGCAGUCAUUCGACCAGGUGCAGAUGGUGCACGUCCUUAUGGCACGGGCCACAUUGCUGGUGCACAGCUGACGACAGUGAGCGGCCAGGUCAACCUGGCCCACGUGCCACCAAUGGUACAGACAACAAAAGUGACAAGUGUAUUGACAGAACCACAACGUGCCCUGCUGGGAACUAUUAGUGCUGGCCACGACAUCAUUGAUUCUGCAGGACGUGAUUUACAGACUAAAGCAGAGGUUCCACCCUUAGGAUCAGACCCUGCUUCGCUGAAAUGGAAGGAAUCUACACUGGAUACAAACAAGCAAAGUGUAAGCUCACAAAUUGCGGCCAUGAAUGCUGCUACAGCACAAGUUGUUACAUUAACUUCAGGACCUGCAGAAGAUGUGGAUCACACUGCUGUUGGUGCAGCCAUUACAACAAUUACAAGCAACCUGCCAGAGAUGACACGCGGUGUGCGAAUGAUAGCAGCACUGAUGGAGGAUGACACAUCUGGAGAAAAACUGUUGGAUGCAGCAAGGCGUUUGUGUUCAGCUUUUAGUGACUUGCUUAAAGCUGCUGAACCAGAAACUAAAGAGCCUCGUCAGAACUUGUUGAAUGCAGCAAGUAGAGUGGGCGAAGCUUCACACCAGGUCCUGACAACUAUGGGAGAUGGUGAUGAACAGAGUCGAGAGCUUCAAGAUCUACUCUUGAGCCUAGCCAAAGCUGUGGCUAAUACAACAGCUGCACUUGUUCUGAAAGCAAAGAAUAUUGCAGCCACGUGUGAUGAACAAGCAACACAGAAUCGUGUCAUAGGAGCUGCUACACAAUGUGCAUUAGCUACCUCCCAACUUGUUGCAUGUGCUAAGGUUGUGGCUCCAACAUUGCACAGUCCAGCGUGUCAGGAACAGCUGGUUGCUGCAGUGCGUGAGGUGGCACGUGCUGUAGAGGGUCUUGUUGCAGUAUGUAAUGACAGCUGCUCUGAUGAACACUUGUUACGAGAAUUGACUCAUGCUGCAUCAGAAGUUACUCGCACACUGAACGAUCUUCUGCAUCACAUCAAGCUUAGCAGCCGGGAGAAGGCCCAUGAAAGUGUACAGGAAGGAGCAGUUGAAACAAUCCUGGUGGCAACAGAUAAAUUAUUUGCAUCAUCUGGAGAUGCUGGAGAGAUGGUGAGACAGGCUAGAAUAUUGGGGCAAGCAACUGCUCACCUUAUACAAGCAAUAAAGGGAGAGGCGGAAAAGCAGCCAGAUUCAGAACUACAAAGACGAUUGUUGGCUGCAGCAAAAACAUUAGCUGAUGCAACUGCACGGAUGGUUGAAGCUGCCAGACUGUGUGCAUCCAGUCCCCAAGAUGCUGGUGCUCAGGAUGAAUUACGCAGAGCUGCAGAAGAAUUGCGUACUGCUACAGCGGCUGCUGCCACACCUGCAUUGCGUCGAAAAAUUGUAUCUCGCCUAGAGGCAGCAGCAAAGCAAGCAGCAAGUACUGCAACACAGUGUAUAGCUGCUGCUCAGGGAGCAUCCUACCACAACACUAGUAAGCCUGCUCAAGAGGAACUUAUGAUGGAUUGCAAGGCUAUGGCUGACCAUAUCCCAGCUCUUGUUGAGGGUGUCAAGGGAACCCUGUCAAAUCCUGAUAAUCCAACUGCUCAACUUAACCUCAUUGAUGCAUCAGAACAGUUUCUUCAACCAGGUGCACGUGCAGUGCAGAGUGCAAGAACAGUAUUACCAACAGUAACAGACCAAGCAAGUGCAAGGCAGUUAUCAACAGCAUCUAAUCAGCUUGGUGCAGCACUGGCUGAUCUCCGCUCUGCUGUAGGUCGUGCACGUGAAGCUUGUGGAGUUCUUGAACUGGAAUCAGCUGCAGAGGUCAUUCGUAACCUUAAAAUCGAACUUCAGGCUUUCCAGAGAGCAACUGAACUUCGCCCUUUACCAGGAGAAACGGCUGAAUCUGCGAGCCUUCAGCUGGGUGCAACAUCAAAAAGUGUUGCAGCAAAUAUGUCCCAGCUUGUCACUGCAGCCGUGCAAGGCAAUGAAAAUUAUACUGGUAUAGCAGCCCGAAACACAUCCAAUUCUCUGAGAGACCUUACUGUGGCUGUGCGAGGUGUUGCUGCAACUACCUCAAACAAAGAAACCAAAGCAAAGAUAAUUGAUAAUGCCGAGGAAGUAAUGGAUCACUCACUUGAACUAAUUGAACAGGCAAGAUAUGUGCUGAAGAAUUUAGAUCAACCGGAUAAUACACAGAAGCUCAGUAGAGUUGUCAAAGAAGUUUCUCAGUCGUUGAGUAAAUGUGUUGGAUGUCUUCCUGGGCAAAAGGAUGUUGACGAAGCCAUCCAUUCCAUAACAGAUGCAUCUAUGAUUCUGGAGAAAGGAGAGUUUCCUGUAACAAAUAAAUCUUAUGGGCAACUGCAACAAGAACUAAAUUCGGCAGCAGCAAAUCUGAAUGAUGCUUCAGCAGAGGUGGUUCAGUCAGUUCAUAGUCCAGCACAGCUUGCUGCUUCAUCUCGGCAAUUUGGGUCAGCGUUUGGUGACUUGAUUGGUGUGAGCAUGGAAAUGGCUGGUCAAACAAAGGAUAAGGAAGUACAAGGUCAGAUGGUGGUGUCGCUGAAAAAUGUGUCCAUGUCAUCUUCAAAACUCCUUGUCACAGCAAAAACAGUAGCAGCUGAUCCAACUGCACCCAAUGCUAAAAAUCAAUUGACUGCAGCUGCGAGAGGAGUGACUGACAGCAUUAAUUACCUAAUUGAUGUCUGUACAUCAGCUGCACCAGGGCAGAAGGAGUGUGAUAAUGCAAUUCGAAACAUACAGUCGAUGCGUCCUCUUUUGGAUAACCCAAGUGAACCAGUUAAUGAUUCUACUUACUUUGAGUGCUUGGAUACUGUGAUGGAGAAAUCAAAGAGUCUAGGGGAUGGAAUGACAGGAAUAGCAAAUCAUGCAAAGGAGUCUCAGCACGAGCAAUUUGGUGAGUCAGUAAAGAGUGUGUCAAGCUCGAUUUGUGGCCUGGUAGAAGCAGCAGCACAAGCAGCAUAUUUGGUAGGAGUCUCAGAUCCAUCAAGUGUGGCAGGGCGACCUGGUCUUGUGGAUCAGGCACAAUUUGCUCGAGCAGCACAAGCUAUACAGUCAGCAUGUGCUUCUCUCACCAACCCUGCUACCAACCAGCAGCAGGUUCUUUCUGCUGCAACUGUAAUAGCAAAGCAUACAAGUGCCUUGUGUAAUGCAUGUCGUUUGGCAUCAUCCAAAACAACAAAUCCUGUAGCCAAGCGUCACUUUGUGCAGUCUGCGAAGGAUGUAGCUAAUUCCACAGCAAAUUUGGUAAAAGAAAUCAAGGCCCUGGAUCAGGACUACAGUGAAAGUAACCGUGACUGCUGUGCAAGAGCUACACGUCCACUCCUUGAGGCUGUCGACAGUCUCUGCACCUUUGCUAGCUCACCAGAGUUUGCUUCUCAACCAGCCAAAAUUGGAGCAGUGGCACGUCGUGCACAGGAGCCAGUUACCUCUGCUGCCCGGUCGAUAAUUGAUGGAUCAUGUGCCAUGGUUCGUGCUGCAAAGUCACUGGCAGUCAGUCCUCGUGACCCGCCAACAUGGCAGUUGCUUGCCAACCACAGCAAAAGUGUGUCUGACUCAAUAAAGAAGCUUGUGUCUUCAAUAAGAGAUAAGGCUCCAGGACAAAAGGAAUGUGAUGAUGCCGUAGAGACACUGAGUGGUAAAAUACGUGAACUGGAUCAGGCUUCCUUGUCAGCUGUGUCACAGAGCUUAGCUCCACGUCGUGACAAUAGUUUGCAAGGCUUCACAGACCAGAUGUCCCGGUCAGCAUCUGAAAUCACAGAUAAGCUAGAACCUCUUCGAACAGCAGCCAAGUUUGGAGCAGAAAAUAUUGGUCAUGCGGUGAAUCAAAUGGUGCUCUAUUUUGAUCCCUUGGUAACUGGAGCAGUUGGAGCAGCAUCCAACAUGGUGCACUCAAAGCAGCAGAUGGUACUCCUGGAUCAGACAAAGACUGUAGCAGAGAGUGCUUUACAGUUAGUUUAUGCAACAAAGGAAGGUGGUGGUAAUCCAAAGGCAGUGAAUAUUCAUUCAGACAUUGAUGAGACCGCUGAUGCCUUGCGCGAUGCUCUUCAAGACCUAAGCCGUACAUUGGAGCAACUGUCGACUCAGGCAGGAGUUGUAACAGGCAUUGUUGACACGAUAACACGUGCCAUGUCACGCAUCUCGGAUACACGAGCUAGUGUCGGUGUUGAUGAGGAGCAUGGUUUUGUAGAGUACCAGACACGUAUGGUUCGUGCAGCCAAAGAAAUAGCACGUGUGUCACAAGACAUGGUGGCUAAGUCAGGCACUGAGCCAAGUCAUCUAGGAGCACUAGGUGCCGAGUUAGCACGUUGGUAUGCUCAGUUGGCACAGGAUUCUAUAGGUGCGGCUGCUGCUACGAGUAAUGCUGAAGUAUCUGCUCGUAUCAGAGGUGGCGUACAAGAGCUUGGCCGUGCAUGUCAGACCCUAGUACAGGCUGGUGGCAGUUGUCAGUUGGCUGGUCCCCAUGAUACGUAUGCACAGAGGGAUGUUGCAGAUGGAGCAAGGCUUGUUUCUGAAAAGGUUUCUGCCGUUCUGGCAGCACUUCAGGCUGGUUCUCGAGGCACCCAGGCUUGUAUCAAUGCUGCCAGCACAGUUUCUGGGAUCAUUGGUGAUCUUGAUACAACUAUUAUGUUUGCCACUGCUGGUACAUUGCAUGCUGACAAUGAAGAUGAAUCAUUCUCUGACCACCGUGAGAACAUACUCAAGACCGCAAAAGCUCUGGUUGAAGACACAAAAACACUUGUUGCAGGUGCAGCAUCCUCUCAAGAGCAGUUAGCUGUUGCUGCUCAGAAUGCUGUUGCAACAAUUGUACAGCUGUCAGAAGUUGUGAAACUUGGUGCAGCCUCUCUUGGAUCCAAUAACCCAGAAGCUCAGGUAAUGCUAAUUAAUGCUGUAAAAGAUGUUGCAUCAGCUCUUGGCGAUCUGAUACAGGCUACAAAGGCUGCAUCAGGGAAGAGCAUCAAUGAUCCAUCCAUGAAUCACCUGAAGGAAUCAGCCAAGGUGAUGGUGACAAAUGUGACAUCUUUACUGAAGACUGUUAAAGCAGUUGAAGAUGAACAUACACGGGGCACCCGAGCUUUGGAGUCGACUAUACAGGCCAUAGCGCAAGAGAUAAGAGCUCUUAAUUCUCCUGACCAGCCAAAGACUUCAGCAACUCCAGAGGAUUUAGUCCGUUGUACAAAAUCGAUUACAGUUGCCACAGCAAAAGCUGUAGCUGCUGGCAAUAGCUGCAAGCAGGAUGACAUCAUUGUAGCUGCUAAUGUUGGCCGUAAAGCCAUUUCAGAUAUGCUCACAAUCUGCAAGGCAACAGCAAAUGCAGCAGAAACAGCUGAACUCAGGUCGCGCACAAUACGUGCUGGACAUGAUGUGGCAGUCCAGUACCGUGAGUUGCUGCAGACUAUUCUACAUAUUGCCAGUCGACCAGGAGCUGGUGCACAAGAGGCAGCACGCACAGGUCUGCCGCCAAUUUCUCGGAGGAUAGCUCAGUGUGUGGCUGAAUUGGUUGCUGCAGCUGAGUUACUGAAAGGUACGGAGUGGGUGGAUCCAGAUGAUCCAACUGUGAUUGCUGAAAAUGAACUCCUAGGUGCUGCAGCUUCAAUUGAUGCUGCUGCCAAAAAACUGGCUAGCCUUAGACCCAGGAAAUCUGUUAAGGAAGCUGACGAGAACUUGAACUUUGAUGAGAUGAUACUGGAGGCAGCAAAGUCAAUUGCUGCUGCAAACUCUGCUCUAGUGAAAGCAGCUUCAGCUGCCCAGCGGGAACUAAUUGAAACAGGAAAAGUAAGUCGGCAACCUCUGACUAGCUCUGACGACGGUCAGUGGUCAGAAGGCCUUAUCUCAGCGGCUCGACUGGUUGCUGCAGCCACACACAGUCUAGUAGAAUCAGCCAACUCACUUGUUCAGGGUAUGUCAAGUGAGGAGAAGCUUAUAUCGAGUGCUAAACAGGUGGCAUCUUCAACAGCACAGCUACUUGUUGCAUGCAAAGUGAAGGCUGAUCCAGACAGUGAAAGCACAAAGCGACUGCAGGCUGCUGGCAAUGCAGUGAAACGAGCAACAGAUAACUUAGUACGUGCAGCCCAGCAGGCAACACAGCAGGAGAAGCAGCGCAGCCUUGUACUGAACCAGAGAAUGGUUGGUGGUAUAGCACAGGAAAUCAAUGCAAGAUCUGAAGUUCUGCGAAUUGAACGUCAACUGGAGGAAGCAUGGAGUCGGUUGACUGCUAUCCGCCAAGCAAAGUACAAAUUAAAAGGAGAAGCUCCAUCAGAUUCAGAACCUGAAACUUACGAAUCAUUCACAUCAAGGUAUGAGACACGGUCAUUUGACAAUACUUUGCGCCAGUCUCCAGUGGGCACUUUUACGACCACAUUUUCUACAACAGUCAAUAACAGUACACCGCAAAAUGGCAAUGUAUCAUCUCCAGAGAAGCUAUAUUCAAGUUUGAGCAAAGUGGAGAAAGCAUAUUCCAGCAUUCGUGGUAUGCUAGAUGAGGCAGACACAAAGGACAUGCAGUCUCCUAGUAAACUGUCAAGCUUUGAAACUGCCAGUUCAAAGGCAUUCAAUAGCCCUGCAAAAUUUAACAAAGAAGAACGAAGUAAAACAAGUGAUCAGAGUAAAACAAAUGGUGCACUGAGUAAUAAUGAAACAGAAACUAGAAUUUAUACAAGCACUCCAUCACGACAGGUGGCAGGCACUUUAGAUUUGUCAAAUGAUUCCAGUCAAGGUUAUUCUAGUAUGACUGCAGAAUCUAGUUUUAACAAUUAUUCCACUUUUCAGGGUGAUGAGAAUACAACUUUAGAGCAAAGAAUGCUAAAGCAGUCAGUUACUCAGCGUACUGAAAAGCGUACGAUCACAAUGACCACAUCAUCACUGAAAUCUUUUCAACUUGAUGAAACCCAGAAAUGAGAACUUAGUUUUGCAGAACACUUUCAAUAACUUUGCUGGGUUUGGAAUGUUCUGAUUACAGUAGAAUCAAAAACCUAUUUUUUGAUUUAAUAAAACUAAAUAUUUAGUUUUAAAUUUUUAAAGGCUGUAAAACUUUGAAACUGAUAUAUUUUGAGGGAAUAAUCCCACAAAUGGGAAAAUUGUUCCAUUUAAUAACAGAAUUUAUAUAAAUAGUGUCUUUUAAACAUUAUUUUGUACUAUUAUAAUUACUGACUCAGUUUUAAAGUUUUUAUUUAAAGUUAUAUCAUGGAUGUAGUUGCUACAUUAGAUCUAAACUCUCAUGUGUAUGAAAGUGUUAGUGAGUAUGACAUUUUUUUAUCUGUAUAAUGUAUGAAUGUUACAUAUAAUGUUGAUGAUUAAUGCUGUAAAACUUUAUUACAUAAAGUGAAUUAUGUUGACAUCAUUUUUUAAUCAAAGUUUUAUAGAAAUUGACAGAUAAUUCUAAAUUUAGUGUUGUUAAUCAGUAACUAAUCACACUGAUGUAAACAAAUGGUGAAGUAAGCAUUUUUUUUCAGUAAAAGACAUUCUAUUUGCAACUUUUGGAAUAAUUUUAAGAAAUGAUUGAUAGCACAUUAGUUGGAGCUGAAUAAAAUUUUAUAAUGUGCAUAAUUUAUUUCAUAUUAAAAUUGCCUUUCAAAAUGUUAAUGCUGUCCAUUUGUGAUUACAGACUGUACUAUUUUUUUGCUAUAAGUAUCGAAUGUGGUAAAUUUUGUUAUAGACUGCAUGUAAUUACAAGUCCAAGUAUGUUCUGCAACAUUACAGAGCAGUUAGAACAACCUCUGUCAUUCCUGUAUAUAUUUGGAUGUGAAUGUAUUCACGGGAUUGUGAUUCAGAUUUAAUACAUUCAUUGUUGUCUUUUGAAAUUGUGGUGCUAUGCUAUAAAACUAUUCUGCUUUAUUUUGUUAAAGAAUUAUUUAAAUCUUUGAAAUGCAAAGGAUGUGAUAAAUCAAUAUAAUUUUUAUUGGGAAUGCUGUGAAACCUGUGUUCAGCUCUUGUCUCACUUGCAGUGUAAUUUGUUGUGCUCUGUUUCUUUUUUGAUACUUUUUUUAUGUUUUGUCCAUACUAAGACUUGAAUGUUACAGUUACUGAAGUAGUAACAACACAAAUUAUCUUUGAUCUGCAUGCAGGAAAAAUUUCAAAAGUAAAAUUUUUACUUGUUAUAUAAUGCAUUAAUUUUGUAAAGGAAGAAAAAUUUUAGGGCUGUAAACCUGACAUCAGAUUUUAGAUGAAUCAUGAAAUGCCUUAUAUGCUGUUGUGGGGAAAAAAAUCUAGUCUGGUAUGAAUAAUGUAAAUAAAUUCUAGUCUGUUUAUAUGUGAAAGUUACGAUAGCACAUGAGAAGUAAGCUUUUAAAGCUAUUUUACACCCCUCAAAACAGUAGUUUUAUGGAGUUAAACAGCUGAAUAUGCAUUUUAUAUUUUUUAUUGCAAAUGGAAAGAGGAGGUGAGAGAGAAAUUGUAUCCACAUACUUGUGCCAUUUAUUUUUGUAAUGACUGAAAUGAGCAAUUUACUGGCAAAGGUAAUGUACUGAGCUUAUUGUCACUUAUGCUAGUGAAAAUUAAAGUCAUUGAUCUUCAGGAUAUCCUUAAUGGUAGCAUGCAUGCACAUUAUUAGUAAGCAUUUCCUUUUAAUAUACUUAGAGUAGUAUCGUGAAAACUUCCUACCAUGUCUUGAUGAGUUGUCUUUUGGCCUGUCAUUGUUACGCUGUAAUAUUCGGACUUUCACAAUAGUGCAUACAGCUGUUAAUGGUUAUUUGCUUUUGUAUAUACAUGAUACAGACUUUGAAUUUAAAGUUAGAGGCAAACGGCAAAACUGCAUCAAAUGCGGAUUGUAAGACCAUACCUAACAUGUGAAGGUAUAUAACAACUGGCUAGAUAGAAUAUGAGAAAUCAGAUGCAGACUUUGAUGUCAUUGAGGUCAGUUUUCCCUCCUUGUUAGCCAAAGAGAAAAAGGACCAAAAAGAUUCAUUAUUAAAAAAAAAAAAAAAACAACCGGAGAUGAAGAUAAAAACA